This is a messenger RNA of Telopea speciosissima, 2083 nucleotides long. RefSeq names its product ACT domain-containing protein ACR8-like. NCBI's taxonomy places the organism in Eukaryota, Viridiplantae, Streptophyta, Magnoliopsida, Proteales, Proteaceae. The transcript is spliced from 6 exons. The coding region runs from base 30 to 1472 and encodes 480 amino acids. The record is from RefSeq and is a predicted model, not a curated record.
ACAGCGAGGUAGUGUGUGGAGAAGGAAGGAUGGAAUGGUCUGCAUGUUUAGACGAAUAUGAGAAGCUCGUCAUUCGUAUGACUACUCCAAGGGUCGUGAUCGACAAUGCCGUAUGCGAUACUGCCACUUUGGUCAAGGUUGACAGUGCUAGAAAGCACGGAAUCCUUUUGGAGGCCGUUCAAGUCCUCACAGAUCUGAACCUUAGUAUUAAGAAAGCUUACAUCUCCUCCGACGGCAGAUGGUUCAUGGAUGUUUUCCACGUGACGGAUCAAAACGGAAACAAACUCACCGAUGAGAGCGUUAUCAGCUACAUCGAGCAGGUAAUUCAAAAAGCCUUCGAUAUUCCUUCGAUUCAAAUCGCUCAGAUCUCCGUUUCUGUUUAUAGUUAUUUCUUAAUAAAAGCUAAGAUGGGGUUUCUUCUUCAUUGGUUACAGUCUCUUUGUACCUGUAACUCCGUCAGAUCUAACGGCUUCGAGGACCUAACGGCAUUGGAAUUAACCGGAACUGACAGGCCAGGUCUCCUCUCUGAGGUGUUUGCAGUCCUCGCUGACCUUGAAUGCAAUGUUGUGGAAUCCAAAGUUUGGACUCACAAUGGACGGAUUGCUUCUCUGAUCUAUGUCAAGGACUGUGAUUCUGGUUCCCCAAUCGAAGACUCCCAGAAAAUCAAUAGGAUUGAAGGGCGUUUGAGAAAUGUUCUCAAGGGAGACAACGACAUCCGAAGUGCUAAGACCGCCGUGUCCAUGGCCGUCACCCACACAGAACGCCGGCUUCAUCAAAUGAUGUUUGCAGACCGUGAUUAUGAACGGAAAUCAACACUGGUUUCGUCGGAAACCACACCAACUGUCUCAGUUCAGAAUUGGGCAGAGAGAGGUUACUCCAUCGUUAAUGUCCUGUGUAAAGAUCGGCCCAAAUUGUUGUUUGAUGUAGUGUGCACCUUGACAGACAUGGACUAUGUAGUCUUCCAUGCCACCCUUGACACGGCAAGCAAUGAAGCAUAUCAGGAAUUCUACAUUAGGCACACAGAUGGUACCCCCAUUAGUUCAGAAGCAGAGAGGCAAAGAGUGAUUCAAUGCUUGCAAGCUUCUAUUGAAAGAAGGGCAUCUGAGGGAGUAAAGCUAGAGUUAUACACAAUGGACCGACGGGGACUGUUAUCAGAUGUGACCCGAACGUUCCGAGAGAAUGGGCUGAACGUGACGAGAGCUGAGAUCUCUACUACAAGUGAUACGGCAAUGAAUGUGUUCUGUGUAACAGAUGCAGCCGGUAACCCGGUAGAGCCGAAGACGAUUGAGGCUGUUCGAGAAAAAAUUGGGUAUAGCAACUUAAAAGUGAAGGAACCACCAUUGAUCUAUCACAAGGCGGUGAAGGAUGAGAAUACAACGAUGAGAGGCACUGGAGGGGCUGUGCUAUUAUCCUUGGGGAGUCUAGUGAGAAAGAAUCUAUACAAUUUGGGAUUGAUCAGAUCUUAUUCUUAAUCUGAACACAAUUGGGUAAGGGAGAGAGUCUCUCCCUUUUCGAGUUGUGUUCAGAUUAAGAAUAAGAAUUGAACAAAUUCCAUAUUGUAUGGGGAUAAAAAGGAGAAUUGGGUUGGGGGGUUUACUGGGCCAUGUGUAUAGCAUAUUCCUUACUUCAGCUUUGGGUUUUUGUACAUAUGAAGCAAGAAGGAAAGGAAAGAAAAGGAGAGGAAAAAAAAGUGAUUGUGUUGGUGAUAUAUGGUUAGGUUUUGGUUGAUUGAGGUAGAUAUGAAGGAGAAGAGAAAGGCCCAACCCCAAAACUUCAAAAAUCAGAACGUUGCAUUCUAUCUACUGAUUGGAAGAAGGAGACAAGGCAUGGGAAUAGGUGGGAGAGAGUGGAUAGACAAAAGGAAAAGGACUUUGGUUGGAGGGCUCUGACUUCUUCUGCUAGUGUGUUCUGUUCACAUCUGCUGCCAAAGGAGAAGAAAGUAAGCAAGUUAGGUAGAGGAGAAAAGAAAACCCAGAAAAAUUUAGGAUCAAAUAUACGACACACACACCCUACCUGUACGUAACCGAUUUGAUUGUAACUGUUUUAGGUAUUAAUUCUAAUAGUUUGACCAGAUUUGUAUAUU